AUUAGGGUUUGAAGUGUGGGGAGGGGGAGAUGCCAUAAGAGGAGAGGUCUUUCUUCGCUAUUACCCGUUUCCCCUGUUGAGAUGCAGCAGAGCCCCUGAACAGCCCCACUGGAGCUCCUUUCAGUAUGAAUCCUUGUGGCAAGGGAGAAGAAGGCAAGCAGACUUCAGCCAGCUCUGGCUUACCCUGUUCUUCCCGUCACCUGAGAGCAUCCCCAACAGAGCAGCAUAGCAUCGAGGAGAAAACUGCCAGGGUCAAACGCCGCCGAACAAGACGAGAGCGCAACUAUGUCAAGUUUGGCAGAAAUGCUACUGAUAGGAUCCCAGAACAAAGGCCCAACCGCAGGGCGCUACAGAAGACGCUGCCCCCUUUCUGGAGCUCCCAGUUUAACACCUGUGCUAAGUCAACUCCCAUCAGACCCAUCAAAGGCACCUGUGUUGCCAAACCUCUGAUUAUAACACAGAACAGACUCUCUCAGCCCUUUGGCAUGUUUAACAGGGAGGUGAAAUCAGUUGACAUAGAGAGAUUGUUGAGCCCCAGAGCUGAGCAAGAGGUCCUGGAGAUCACUCCUAUACAAAGAGACAGUGGCAUGGAGAUGCUGCUGGAAGAAGAGAUCCAGUCCUGUGACACUGAUCAGAAAUCUAUUCCCAGCGAUCAGUUGAGAUGCAGUGGAAAGGACCCACGUGGAGUGAAUAAGGACUCUACAUCGAUCACACAGCAUCUUGUGGCCACCCCAGGGGCAUCCCAGCCUUUAGCUGCACCUGCGGUUGUGGAGUUCAAUCAAGAGGAUUUGGAAACUGAACCGUUUCGGGACAAUGCCUUGAUGGAUUUGAAUGAAAAGGAAAACGUCCCUCCCGUCCCCACAGCAGAAACUGAGUCAGGCAAAGGCAAAUCUCCAGUAAGGGAAUUAGCCCAGGACCUGCAAAAACUCUUGGACCUCAAGGCAAUAUUCCCUGGGCGUAACUUAAUCGGGGAAACGCGCCAGGCUGUUAUUAAUAUCCUGCUGGAACAGAAGAAAACACUCCCAGAUUUAUCUGCCUUGGCGCUGCUCAAGAAGUCUGCAGGUGGUUGUAACACUGACACGGCCCAUGCAGAUUUCAAGAGCCCACCUGACAGGGACCAGAAGGAGUUGCUAUUGGAACAGAUGUCUAGCAGUGGCAGCAGAAACUCUGACCAGGAGAUUUCUCUGAAAAAACAGAGAGGACAAGCACAAUUCUUCUCGAGUAGCUUUUCUCCCUGUCCUGUACAUACAGUUAUAAGAAUGGCAGAAGAGAAGACCACCCAAAGAGAAGACUUCAGAUCCUUUGUUGAGCCGCAGGCAUGUAGCCAGCAAAGCUUUCACUUGACAGCAGUUCAGCCACACUCCCAUCGUUCAUCUGCACCUUCCCAGCAUGUGAAUUUAGCCAGGAGCUCCUUUGCUUCAGAGGAACAACAUAUUUUGCAUGAUGCUUUAUUCAGAACUGCUCGGCGUUGGGAGCAAGGAUUAGGGGAAGCCUUCUGUGAGUCCAGAAGCAGGCAAGAGAGGUCUGAAGUAGCCAGUAGACUAAGCACAAAGAAGCGUGCUUCCAAAAGGCAUUACCUGCCUUUCUCUACCUAUGAUUCCUUGGGUUCAGUCAAUCUGAGCGUGGAUGGCAAAGGCUCCGGCCAUUACUUCUUGACUGAUCCUCAGCAACAUUCCUGUGUCUAUGAAUUAAGCCCAGAUCAAUGGAAUUUACUAGAGAUGGAGCCCACUCCAUUCCACAGCCCGCAUCCUUCGCAGGAGCCGUGCAAUUGCCAGCCUCUGGAUUUGGGGCUCAGGCCCACGGAGAGAGCUGCCUCUGAGUCUCAGACUUCCUUUGAUGUCUUAAGAAGCAUCUGGAGCCCUAAAGCUCCCAGUAAGGGAGCCAAACUCCCUGUGUCCCAAGCUCUGGGCUUCCCUUGUCUGGCUCACCAGCCAGCCACUUCCAGAGAGCUGAACUCAGAACAAGGGCAGCCAAAUGAGUUUCUUCAGCUGUACAGCAUCGUCCCUCAGCAGCACUGCUCUUCCUACUGGCAGAAUCCUCAGCAAGACAGAUAUAUGCUCAGCAAACACCCACCACACGGGACUGGGUUGUUCUCAGUACUGGCAAAACCCAGAGCCUUCUGCCCAAAAGUUUCUGUAGAGCAAGGAAGAACCUCAAAUAGUUACCACUUCAGCGGACUGGCAGAGGCCUCCGAAAGAAUGCAAAGAAACAGAGACAAAGGGUGCUGCAGAUCCAGGAGCCAGACUUGUGAUCUGAAGCGGCUGCUUCAAAUGGAAGAAGCCCAGCAGCAGCAGCUGCAGUUUUUCCAGCAGCUGCCUAUGUCGUAUUUCCCCCCCUCCGAGGCUCUAGAGAACAGGAACUCCCCUGAAUGCGCCUUGCAAGGCCAUCUGUUGGGACAGUCCACCCCGGAGCCCUGGGCUUUCCCCCGAAUGAAGUUGUACUGAAAGGGUGUGGGGAGCCAAAUUUCUGAAUGAGAGAGGCUUGGAAAACAAGUGGAUGCUUGAUUGGUAUGAAAAGGAAAGCCAAGGUGAUCACUUGGAAGGGCCAUUUGCUACUUUUUACCUAAAAUCACAACACACCUCCCCAAGAAUCCAGAGAACUGUAGUUCACCCCUCACAGAGCUACAAUUUCCAACACUUUUAACAAGCUGCAGUUCUCUGCAUUCUUUGUGGUGUGUGUGCAAACACACACUCACAUAGUUCUGUGAUUUCUUUUUAUUUAAAGCACAUUUGUUUUGGGCCACUUAGAAGGCACAAAACUUUUCUCUGUCCUAUUCCAGGUAUGACAGCCGAUCCUUUGCAAACAUGAAGCAUAGGUUUGUUGUCUCAAUGUACCCAACAUGACACAUUGGAUAAAGUCACCUGUUUCCAUUAGAUUGCCAUAUUUCAAGAAAGUAAAACUGUUCCUUCACUUUUUCUUUUUUUUAAGAGAGAGAAGGGAAUUA
This is a messenger RNA of Lacerta agilis (Sand lizard), 2944 nucleotides long. It is a transcript of the gene PRR19, whose product is annotated as proline rich 19. The transcript is spliced from 4 exons. Bases 126 to 2444 code for a protein of 772 amino acids. NCBI's taxonomy places the organism in Eukaryota, Metazoa, Chordata, Lepidosauria, Squamata, Lacertidae. The record is from RefSeq and is a predicted model, not a curated record.